AUGGCGGCGCCGGCCCCGCUGCAGCUCCCCUCCAGCCGCAGGUCCGAGCCGGCCUACCGAGAACAAAGACGACAGAAAGUUGAAGAAUAUCUAUCAAGAAAAAAGACCUUUUCUGGUGUGCCCAUUCAAGAAAACCAGACAUCAAUCAGUAGCAGAACUAGGAGAGCAACUAGCAGUAAACUGCAAGACAAAAUACAGCUCUCAACAGCUCCAAAGCCAAAAAUGGAAAAUAAAGAGAAUGCUAGUAAACUGUCAUGGGAUCAAUCAAGCGAAACCUCAGAAAAAAAUAUUAUCUUAAACUCUUCCACCAUCACACUGACAAAUUCUGUACCAGGCACCAACUAUAGUACAGAAGAUCACGAAGCCACUGAAAUAAAAUCUCAGCAUAUGUCACUCAGCAAGUCCUUCUUGCAAAUAAAACGCAGGAAAGAGAAGCAACUGAUUGCAGAAAAACAAAAUUCAACUGUCAGCCUACCAAAGAAACCAGUGCUUGGUACAUACCGUGGCAAAGUUAUCCAAUCCAAGAUAAACUCCUUCCGAAAGGCACCAAAAAGUGAGGUGGAAAAGAGUUCUUUGCCAGACAAGAAGCUCCUUCCUUCUGCCACCAAACGAGCAGCAAGUUCUUCAUCCACAGACAGCUCUGGUGUAGUUCUGAAGACCAUGAAAAUCACAAACCACCGGAAUUCUGUAAAACCAAAUGGUGUCCUCCCAUUCCAGAGUGAACCAACUGACAAAGCUGCUGUUAACUCACAAUCUCAUCUGAAGAAGCAGCAACUGACAUCUGCUGUAGCACUAAAGAAAGUAACAGUCCAAAAAAGGGUGGGUGGAUGGGGACCACAGCCACUGAAGGCUGCUUCUAACGUUUCUGACCGCAGAGUACUAGGCGUGAAGAAAUGUACAGAUGCAAGACCAAAAGCUCCAGCACAAACAAUUUCUCUUGAUCCUGUUACAAAGUUGGGACAGGAUUCUAAAACUAAUGGCAACAGAAAAUCUAUUCUGCCAAAAGAGUCAGCAGAAGAGAGAAGAGCUCGCUUGGAUGAAUGGAGGGCAUCGAGAGGAAAAGUGAUGAGGAGACCUCCUAUAUCUGUGCUUCCGGGACCCCACUCUAAAAGUGAAGAACAAGAAUUCUCUUCUGGGGAUUCUUUAGAGCAUGUAUUAUGUAGUGAAAAGGUCAACAAGACUCUUGAAGAAUGUCUGCAGUUAACUGAACAGGGAUGUCAAGGUGAUGAAAUACGUGCAAAGUUGGAAGAUCUGACACAGGGCAUUCCUGGGGCUAAAAAGCUUGCAAAAUAUUGGAUCUGUUGUAUGCGUCUUGAACAGAUGGGCCCUCUUGAAAAGAUAAUUGCUGUCUUUGAGGAGGCCAUUUUGGAAGGAGCAAUGCCUAAAGAUGAACUACGACAUGCACUAAUAGAUAGUAUGAAAAAUACUGAAAGCCUUUUCAGGUCUGAGGAUGGGGGAACUGUAACACAAACUAAUUUAAGUGAUGCAGUGGAAGUCAGCAAGGAACCAAAUUCAUCUGCAGAGCAGGUUGGGAAGGCCUCCAAGGAUCUCGGCUCUGAUGAUGACCAAAAAGCGGAGAGUGAUCACACAAAGGCAGAGACUAACAGUGAAGUGAUCAAAAAAGAAGAAACUGAUUUAGACUUGAAACCAAGAGAAGAGAUCUUGCCAAAAAAGAAGAAAAAGCACAAGACUAAAGAAUCUAAGAAAAAGAAAGGAAAAUGUGAAACAGCAGAGCCGAAUGAGGAUGGUGUAAAAGAUACAGCCCAACCAGUUAAUUCUCUUGAGAAGGAGGAUGACACAUCUUAUUUAAUGAGACACAAUCCACCUACCACACCAUACUUGGAGAGUGUGAAGAUGCAACAUGAGGCAAAUGACUCCAGUGCUAAAGACCUGAAAAUUGUAACUCCCUUGAGAUAUUCUCAACGCAUUCGGGAGAAGAUGUGUAAGCCGUCCGAUACUGUUAAAGAUCACGAUCCAUGUGUCUCUUCAUGGGAACAGCUGGGAGAUCUGGAAUCACAAGGCACUGCAUUUAUCCACAAAGAGAGCAAUGCUCUUGAAACAAGUGCUGAAGUAGAAGAGUAAAAAUAGCAUUAAUGCUGCAUGUGGCUAAAGAUUGGGUCCUUUUAAGGAGGGUUGGGGUUAUUUGUUUUUAGCAACUUUAAGAGAGGAGCUAUCGAAAACUUGCAUGGAUAGCUUAAGAUGAUCUUUGCCUGAGUUGCUAAACUUUUGAAUUUAUAAGUUUCUACCUUUUCAAAAUUGUGGUAUAUCUGGUCUGUUUUAGUUCUUAUAAGCGAUGUCUUCAUGUUUAAAAUUAUUCAUUAAAUACUGAAUUAAGGACUAGUUUUAACAUUUCAUAUAACACUUUGUAUUGUAUUGCUAAUACCUACUGUUUUCCUGUUGCAAUUCCUAUACAUUCUUCAGAAUUGCACAGUCUUUCAGUUUAAAAAACAAAAUUAACAUAGGCACUCCAGUAGGACAGUGUCUACUAUAGCAACAUUUACUUUUGAAAGUGGCAAUCAGCUAGCAAGGAACAUAUUACAUUUAAACUGCUGUAUCCAUUUUUAGGGGGUAUUUCUACAAAACUGAGUUUAAUCCCUUUAGUUAUCAGAAUUAUUAGUGAUCAAGUAAUCUCUGUUAGAUAAG
Molecule: messenger RNA, 2643 nt
Organism: Apus apus (common swift)
Lineage: Eukaryota; Metazoa; Chordata; Aves; Apodiformes; Apodidae
Gene: CKAP2
Product: cytoskeleton associated protein 2
Exons: 9
Coding region: 1-2082 (693 amino acids)
Biological process (GO): negative regulation of microtubule depolymerization
Cellular component (GO): microtubule cytoskeleton
Source: RefSeq, a predicted model, not a curated record